UCCUAGGUAAUGCUGGUAGUCCCCAACGUAGCAACAGGCUAGAACCAUCGCCAUCGAGACGGUUUCGUGCGACAGUACCGUAUCCAUCCGGACGAGUAACUUUCGUGGGAGAACGCCUACGACAUUUCCAGUUCUACCUGAGCAUCCGACCGAUUGCGGAUGUGCUUUAGGUUGCAUCGCGAAGGUGUGAAAUCCGAUCGGAUUAGAUCAGAUCAGAUCAUCGGGCUGUUGCUCCACUGACCAGCGCAAAGAAUUGAGUGAAAACUGUAAUAGCAGAGAAUCAGUGAACGUUGGCGGAAGAACAAACCGACCGAAGUGAUAAUAACUGAAUCGGCGUGAAGUAAUUAGUACGUUCUUGAACGCAGUGAAAGUGAAAUUGAAUGGUGUAAGGGGAAAUAAAAGGAGUUGGAAAAAUGAAUUUUGCUACACUAAUAUUGGCUGCCCUUAUGGUGACAGCACAAACUGAAGAAUUCAAUGGAUACUUCUACCCGAAGCCCAGCUGCGACUUUGGGGUGCCGCAAACAGUUUAUGUAACUCGAACUGCCACAAACUACCUAACCCGUACCGAAACCAUCCAGGGAGGUAUUCAAUAUGACGAGCAAACCGUCACGCAAUAUUCUUCGAUCUACAUUACGUCGUCAUACGUUCAAACCGUUCCGGUGUACCAAACCGUAACUAGAACCAAUACCUACACCGUCACAGCUCCUGCACAACCUCCACGGGUCCAAUACAGUACAAUCACUAUUCCGCCAGUUGUCUCAACUUACACUUCAACCCUCAUCAAAGCCACUCCUGUGUAUCAGACCAUUCGAGAUGUCAGCACUGUAACGUUACCUGCUCAAAUUCUUCCGGCACAAACCUACUACGAUACAGUAUCGCUUCCUGCAGUUACCAGAACAUCCACCGUCAUCCGCACCUCUACCGUUCCAGUUGUGCAGACAGUGCGCGAUGUAGUCACUGUUGCUGCUCCUGCAGUCACACUACCGCCACAAAUCGUUUACUCCACUGUACAGUUGCCUCCUCAAGUUCUAUACUCUACGCAGUAUAUCACCACAACUCGACCGGUAGUUCAGACCAUCCGGAACACUGUUACUCUGCCCGCAGUUACUCUUCCCGGACAAACCUACUACAACACUGUUACGCAACCUCCUGUAACCGUUGUUUCCACCGUCGUCAACAACGUUCCUACUCCGGUCUACCGAACCAUCACCAACACCCAAACCGUUACACUCCCUGCCCCGGCACCGCAAUAUCAAACCAUCUACUCCACAGUGACGCUCCCCGGUAGGGAUCAAACUCAUACUAACUACCGAACGACAACCUUGCGGGACGUUCAAUACAUCACACGUACGGUGACUAAUACCAUCCCCGGUGUGCAAUACGACGCACAAACCAUUUACUCCACUGUGACACUCCCGGGCGUUACGAAGACCUUCUGUGGGCCAGAAAAUACUUAUCUGCCCUCAGCGGAUGAUAAUACCAUUGGGAGGGGCAACAGUGGAUUCGGAGGUUUCAAUGGACGGUACAAUCGUUUCUUCUAAUUUUAAUCUAAUUAAAUUAGAAUCGUAUAUGUAAAUAAAAUACUCUCUGUCAGCUGCCAGUAAACCAGGAAUACGAGAACUCGGAAUUUAAAUACGUAAACAGCGUGUUUAGUGAUAUGAAGUUUCAUUCAGAAUUAAGUAGUAUACGAACGAUUAAACGAAUUUGCGCAAAAGCG
This is a messenger RNA of Armigeres subalbatus, 1717 nucleotides long. RefSeq names its product poly(A) polymerase. NCBI's taxonomy places the organism in Eukaryota, Metazoa, Arthropoda, Insecta, Diptera, Culicidae. The transcript is spliced from 2 exons. The coding region runs from base 414 to 1541 and encodes 375 amino acids. The record is from RefSeq and is a predicted model, not a curated record.